ACUCAUCGCAUCAUCUACUGGUUCGCGAAGCGCCUGGGCCGGGCCGCCGAGCAACGACGACCUUAUACGAGACGGUCGAGUGGUUUCUAUAAGCGGUUGUGAGAGGAGUCGUGAGGACCUCUCCACCGCGGAGAGUGCAAGCCCAACAGUCCUCCAUUCAUCUAUCCAUCCGACCAUAGGACCAUCCAUCCAUAGCCCUCAGCUUCUCUGGCCAACGUGUAUAUCCUCCGCUGAGAGCAAAGUUGGGUCUACUACAUCUCUACCACUGCACGGCCCCCGAACCGCGAGUCCAAGGACUAAAAGACUCCACAGGAGUUUUCAGUCGGCCGCCGGCCGGCCGCCGGCCACUCCUCAUCACCUCCACCAAUUAACCCUGUCUGACCGUUGUCUAUACCUGUAAUUGUUUUCACUUUCGUUGACCUUAUACGAUCAUGGUGUCGCUUAAUUCCGGAUGUCGGUAUUCUUCAAACGCGCGACUCGAUCUACUUCGAAACUGCAGUGAAUUCCGGUGUUAACCGAAGAUCAACGUACCUACAUACUGAUGUGGAGUUUAAGUGCGCGGUUUCGACUUCAACAGCUGUGAACAAAGUGAUCUCGAAGUGUCUAUAUAACCUUAUACUUUCAUCAAAUUAUAUAAAUUAACUUGUAUAACUAGUGCGCGGUAUUUGACGUGAAUUCCCGAAGGUUCUGCCAAACCAACCCAUCACAGUGUUCGAAAUGUGGAAAUUUUACCACGACUCGGUGAUACGAACGUGAGAUAGGUCGAAAGCCAGGCGUACGUACGUGCAGCUGGGGCGAUGCGUCGGGAAUUAAGUAUUUAGCCGGAGCCAGUGUCCGUACUACUUAUUCGUGUUUUGGAAUUGUGGGGUGUGAGCUCGGAUUUACGGGGCCGCUGGUAAACAGUUGAACGAGCAGAACGAGUCUCGGAAAUGAGCGGUAGUGGAGGUGGCGGUGGCGGUGGCCAAGGGAACAACAACGCGGCUUCUUAUCACCAGCACCAUCAGCAGCAGACGCAGCUGGAGCAGGCCGGCCUGCUGCCGGACCUGAACGGCGUCGACCUGGCUAUGAGUUUGUCCCCAAAACAGCACCAGUCCCACGUUCAGACAGGCGGUGGUGCGCACACGACGCCAUUUAGUGUAACCGACAUUCUCAGCCCGAUCGAGGAGUCCUACAGGAAGCUGGAACUUGCUGCGGCGGCAGCGGCGGUUGGCGUCGGGGUCGUCACGCACCCUCAGAGCUCGCCCUACGCCAACGCCUGCGGCGGCCGCGUCGCCGGAAACGCCGGAAGCUCCAGCGCUAGCAGCGGAAGUCCGCCGCUUCACGGCGGGUCCACUCCCGGUGGAUCGACGCCUGGUCCUCCGUUGGGGGGUGCUGGUGGCAACGGGGGCAUGGGAGCAAUGGGCAAUCCUUACGCGACCAUGCAGCUCACUUCCCAAUAUCAGUACUGUGCCGCCGAAUUGUCACCCUAUCAUCACGCCGGGCCCGGCGGCGUCGGCGGAGGCGCCACCGCCUCCGACCCCAUGAGGUCUUCCCAUCAUCAUCCAUGGUACGCGCCCGCGCCACCGGCCACUAACGACCCCCGAUUUGCCAUUUCACGUUUGAUGGGAGCUGCGGCAGCGGGAGCCGGUUCCAACAUGGCGGGCUGUUCCGUCGGGCAGUCCAUGGGUGACAUGGGUAAGUCUUCGGGGAUGGGCGUCGGCGUCGGCGUCGGCAUGGGCGUCGGUGCGAUGCAGUUUCCUCUUGCCCAGCGACGAAAACGCCGCGUACUUUUCACCCAGGCUCAAGUAUACGAGCUUGAGAGAAGAUUUAAGCAACAAAAAUACCUCAGCGCACCUGAAAGGGAACAUCUCGCCUCGCUAAUUCAUCUCACUCCAACCCAGGUCAAAAUCUGGUUCCAGAAUCACCGGUACAAAUGUAAACGACAGGCCAAAGAAAAAGCUAUGGCAGAGCAGAACGCGCAAAAUCAGAGCGCGAGUUCCCCUCGAAGGGUGGCCGUCCCGGUUCUGGUCAAGGACGGAAAGCCCUGCGGAAGCGGGGGCGGGAACGAGGGAAGCCGCGGCGGUCCCAGCGCGGCUUUGGCGAGCCCUGCGCCCCACAUGACGGCCGCGUCGAGUCCCCACGGCUCGCACCACGCGGCGGUUGUCUCGCACCACUCGGUGGUCGGCGUGAGUCACGUGAUGUCCUCGAGCCAGAGCCUGCAGCACUGUUCGUACACGAGGACGAACGCCCAGCAGAGCAUGCAGCAGCAGCAGCAGCCGCAGUGCGGUGCCUACCUGCCACUGCAGGGCAGAGCCUGGUAGUGCGCACCAUCCGCGGCGGGAGCUGCGUCCUACGCAAGUCCCCAGGUCGCUGGCCCUUGGGCCCUCGCCGCGGAUCCAGCCACUUGGUACGCCAUUCCCGACGACAGUCCUUAAUAAAGCUUGCUCGCCUCCUGCGGCAGCUGCUUAUCGUCUCGCGUCACGUCACGCCGAGAGAAAACGGUGAAACUUGACUUAAGUUCGGUGUCUGACUGCGCAUGCGCGAGCGUCGUCGUCUUUUCGCGCAGGCUGGCCAACUCAAGUUUCAGGUGUCAAAUGUGGGCUGUGGAGGAUACGAAGGUGAUACGAUUUUUCU
Messenger RNA from Diprion similis, 2613 nucleotides. RefSeq names its product homeobox protein Nkx-2.4. NCBI's taxonomy places the organism in Eukaryota, Metazoa, Arthropoda, Insecta, Hymenoptera, Diprionidae. Gene Ontology annotation, molecular function: RNA polymerase II cis-regulatory region sequence-specific DNA binding; DNA-binding transcription factor activity, RNA polymerase II-specific. The record is from RefSeq and is a predicted model, not a curated record. Bases 930 to 2300 code for a protein of 456 amino acids. The transcript is spliced from 4 exons. Gene Ontology annotation, cellular component: nucleus. Gene Ontology annotation, biological process: cell differentiation; regulation of transcription by RNA polymerase II.